AAUAGUGUGCGGCGUGAUAAUUUUCAGACGCGGUGAGCUUUAUAAUUUCCUGCCUUGAAGGUGGAGGGGGUCUUUCGGCGAUUCAAGAUGGCUGCUGAAGUGUACUUGUUAUGGCUAUUCCCUUUAUUAAAUGCGAUAUAUAUGUGUGGUGCAGAGCUGUCAUCUGAAGCCUGUCGAGAGCUUGGUUUCUCCAGUAACUUGCUCUGCAGCUCAUGUGACCUCCUUGGCCAAUUCAGUCUCAACCAGCUGGACCCACAUUGCAGACAAUGUUGCCAAGAGGAAGCCCAAUUAGAAACAAAAAAGCUUUAUGCUGGAGCUGUCCUCGAAGUAUGUGGAUGAAAAUUGGGAAGGUUCCCCCAAGUCCAGGCUUUUGUCAGAAGUGAUAAGCCCAAGAUGUUCAAAGGCCUUCAGAUCAAGUAUGUACGUGGUUCUGACCCUGUGCUAAAGCUUUUGGACGACAAAGGGAACAUUGCAGAAGAACUGAGCAUUCUCAAAUGGAACACAGAUAGUGUGGAAGAAUUUCUUAGUGAAAAGUUGGAACGCUUAUAAAUUGCAUAGUACAAUUUUCUUGCAGUUUGCUAAGUUAUCAUUUAUAUACAGGACUAUGCUAAUACCUGAAUACCUGAAAACCUCCCUUGUAAUGCCAGUGAAAGUGAUGACAAAUUGAUCAAUAUAGAUCAUGUUAUGUUUUGGAAUGAAUUGAGCUGUUACUUGAAAUAUGUUUACUAUCAAAAGAAUUAUUUGGAAUUGGAUGGUCCAUUCUGUCACACUAUCACAAUUUUUAUGAUUGAAAAUAUUUUUUUCUUUGAAACAGAUUUUGAUGUUCUGCAUAAUUUCACUUCUUUUGAGCCCAUUCUAAAAUUUUCUAUUAAAUGUAGAUGGCUUUUGUUGGCUGUACUUAGACAGUGCCUACUGAUUACAGCAGUGGAUAUGAUGCAUUAAGUAUUUGUUCUUUUGUGAAGGCUGCACAGGAAACCUUUUUAAGGAUAUGUAUAGCCUGAUGUCUUGUGCAUUUACUGAUGUUUCUGCUCUGCUGUAAUACAAGUGGGUUGGAAAGAUGAUCUUGUUACAUUUGGAAUAAUAAAAGUUAUUUCUGAA
Molecule: messenger RNA, 1098 nt
Organism: Stegostoma tigrinum
Lineage: Eukaryota; Metazoa; Chordata; Chondrichthyes; Orectolobiformes; Stegostomatidae
Gene: selenof
Product: selenoprotein F
Exons: 5
Cellular component (GO): endoplasmic reticulum lumen
Molecular function (GO): oxidoreductase activity
Source: RefSeq, a predicted model, not a curated record